This is a messenger RNA of Penicillium canariense, 2652 nucleotides long. Its product is annotated as exocyst subunit SEC10. Gene Ontology annotation, biological process: exocytosis; Golgi to plasma membrane transport. Bases 1 to 2652 code for a protein of 883 amino acids. NCBI's taxonomy places the organism in Eukaryota, Fungi, Ascomycota, Eurotiomycetes, Eurotiales, Aspergillaceae. Gene Ontology annotation, cellular component: cytoplasm; exocyst. The record is from RefSeq and is a predicted model, not a curated record. The transcript is spliced from 2 exons.
AUGAUGCCCGACAGUGCAUCCAUAGUCUCCUCGAACCUCGCCCGCUCCAUCUUCCCCCAGGGCCCUAGCUUUACGCUCGAAGACUUCUCCAGCCGGGAUUUCAUCGUCAAGGAGUUCAUCGAAGCCCUCUCUGACACCGCAAUCUCCCACCGUCGCUCCACUGCUGGAACCGCCGGUGCUGCCAACCAGCCCUUCGAUCCGAAACCCCUCAUCCGCACCUUCGAACAUGCCCAACGCCGCCUGGGCGAGCUCUCCGGUGAUCUGGAGAUCCGCGAGAAUGAGCUGUCAGCUGCAGUUCGGCGCGCUGAAGCCCAGCAUUCGCAGAACCUGACUACCCUCGGCCGCAAACUUCGACAGACGAUCGAGUCGUUCCAGCAGCUGGACACGUCACUCAAUGGCGCGGGACUGGAGAAUGCCGGCGGUACGGGGAAUAUGGCAGUGGAAACGGGAAGGAGGCUGGAGGAACUGGACCGGCAGCGCCGCCGAGCUUUGGACGCUCAUUUCUUGCUGGAGUGCUGGGACGGCGUGUGCAAUCGCGGCGAGAUCUCGCUUCUGGAGAACCUGCGACGGUCUGGGACGGCUGAGGCCAAGGUCCGCUCCGCGCAUAUUGCCCGGCAGCUGUUGCGCAUCAGCCAGCGGCUUGAUCCGCAGAGCUGGCAGGAAUCCUCUAAGCCAGUCAACGGCGCCUACGGGGGGAAUUCCUCGUCUGAGGACCUGAGUGAGCACAGCCCGCCGCGCCGGAAUACACGGGAGAUAAUUGAGAAGUUCUCGGAGACUUUGGAGAAGGACCUUCUGAAGCAGUUUGACGAUUUCUACCGCAAGGCGAAUUUCGAAGGAAUGAAGGAUUGUGCUACAGUAUUACAGGAUUUCAAUGGCGGGUCCAGUGCGAUUGCGCUGUUCGUGAAUCAGCAUCAAUUCUUCAUUGAUAGGAGUCAAUUGGUCACGGAGGAAGUGGGCGGGGAUGCGGAAUCUUGGGAGAAAAUGGCUGAUCCAGAUGCGGAGCUGCCCGGCGUUGAACCGAGCCUGCAGUCCUUGUUGGAUGAAGUCAAGGUGGUGGUGCAAGAAGAGUCUGCGAUUAUUCGACGCGCGUUCCCUUACUACGAACAAGUGCUGGGCAAGUUCCUGCAGCGAGUCUUUCAGCAAUCGAUUCAGCAGCGCCUUGAAAUGGUCCUAGACAAAGCGAGUGGGGUCUCAUCAUUGGCGUUCCUACGAUGUCUGCAGAGCUCGCGAGGCUACAUCAGCGCGCUGGUUGAUGACUUGAAGGCGCAUGGGCUGACCGAGCAUCCGGAGCCCAUUUCUUCCCAGACAGCCCUGCUCCUCGACCAGCAAUUAGAGGAGCUCUUUGUGCCCUACUUUGUCGGGUCCUCCUACAUUGAGCGCGAGAAGCGCACCCUAGAGGAGCUGUUUCAUGCGAUCUUGUUCAAAUUCACCUCUUACCACGCCCGUCGGAAGAAGGCCGCCACCACCUUUAUGGCUUCCUUGGCCCGCCCCGGCACCACAGAGCUGCUGUCCACCACUCGUGAUGCGUUCAUCAGUCGGCUCGAUUCGCCUGAUAUGUCCCCCAUUCAGCGCCGGAUGCUGCUUCAAAUAGCCAACAUCGGAGAAGUCCCCGAGACCCAGCGGCUGACGGAAAUUAAACUCGCCGAGGAGGAUGGCCAGCCCAACCUCAGCGACGCCAAGCGCAUGCUCAAGUGGCUGGCGGAGGCCGUGGGCCGUGGGCUGGAGCUGAGUGUCAACACCGAUACCCACAAAGACGUGUCGGCUCUCUUGAUUCUGCUCCUGGCUACCAUGGGCGAUGGCUACGUCGACGUCUGCCUCGAUGCUGCCAUGGAGGCAGCCACCGCGCAGGAAUCGGGUAAGACCGAACCCGACUUUGGAUACCUCCUGUCUGUGCGGACGACGAUCAGUAUUACCACUUUGAUGGUGAUGUGCGUCAAUGCGGUGCUACUUCCCCUAGCUGCGACGAGUAUCACCACUCGUCGCGAUAUGGAAAAGCGUACGUCUCAGACUACCUCUCGCAUUGAAGAGAAGAUCAACACGAUCGAGCAGAAGACGAUCGAUGCCACUCUGGCAUGGGUCAGUCGCCUGCUGUCGGGUCAGAGGAAGAACGACUUCCGACCUCGCGAGAGUGACAAUGCGGCAUGGCUGGAGAUGUUGCAAACACCGACCUGUGCCUCGAUCUGCACGUUCCUGACCCGGCUGCACAACAUCGCCCGCGCCUCCCUCCCCUCCAGCGGAUCCAACGUUCGCCAAGUCCUGACGGAAAUUGCUCUUGGGACGCGCGGGCUGCUGCUGGAGCACUUCAAGCGGUUUGCCGUCAGCGGCCCGGGCGGGCUAAUGGUGACCAAGGACAUGACGCAAUACACCGACCUGCUCAAGUCGUGGGACAUUGACGACGAGGUCAAGGGCCCCGGGGGCGCGCUGGACGUGCUGCUCGAGGUUGGCAGCCUGUUUGUCAUUGGUGCCGAGGCUCUGCGUGAGCGCAUCCGUGGCGGCGCGGCUAGCGGGGCCACGGGGGGCUCGGCUGGGCCUGGUAGGAGUGCGGGCGGCCAGAUGGAGGCUAAGCUGAGUGUCCAAGAAGUGCGGGCGUAUGUCUCGCGUCGGGAGGACUCGAAUACCAUGGCUAUGCAGCAGGUUCUGAAUGCCUUGUGA